CGCACUAUAAACACACACUUACUCAUUCACCAACUUUCACACACUAUUCUCAAAUGGGUUGUUUUUGGUCUCUGUUUUUCACUGUUUCUCUCUUUCUCUGUCUCAGUUCCUUCGACGUUACCGUCGACGGAUCAGAUACCCAAACCUUCAUUGUAAGAGUCCGAAACGACUUGAAACCAUCUGUGUUCACGGACGUUAAACAGUGGUAUAGUUCAACUCUCCGAAGCCUAACCUCUGAAACUUUGAAAACCCAAGAAACCAAAACUGAUAAAGGUUUCCUUCAUGUAUACAAAACUGUCUUCCAUGGCUUCUCGGCCAAACUCACAGCCCGAGAAGCCGAAGAACUGAAGAGUCGGCCGGGUGUUCUGUCGGUCAUACCAGACCGAAUUCGGCAAAUUCAGACGACUCGGUCGCCUCAAUUUCUCGGUCUCGCUUCUAAUAAUCCUACUGGUUUGUUAACAGAGUCUGAUUCGGGUUCUAAUGUCAUAAUCGGCGUUCUUGACACCGGAAUAUGGCCGGAACGACGUAGCUUCAACGACGAAGGCCUCGGACCGGUUCCUUCUCGCUGGAGAGGAGUGUGUUCGGAAGGUGAGAAGUUUCCGAGAACGCUCUGCAACAAGAAGAUCAUCGGAGCUAGAUAUUUCACUGAUGGGUAUGAAGCAAGCGCUGGAAGUAUCAACAACACCACCGACAUUAAGUCGGCGAGAGACUCCGUAGGCCACGGCACUCACACGGCGUCCACCGCCGCCGGAAGGAACGUCCGGGACGCUUCCCUCCUCGGGUUAGCCAAAGGGGUGGCGGUCGGAAUUGCACCCAAAGCGAAAAUUGCAGUGUAUAAGAUAUGUUGGAAGAGGGGUUGUUUGGAUUCUGACAUACUAGCCGCCUUUGACAAGGCGGUGGAAGACGGUGUCGACAUCAUCUCCAUCUCCGUCGGCGGCGCUGCUCAGCCGUACUUCAUGGACCCAAUUGCCAUCGGAUGCUAUGGUGCAAUGGAAAAAGGCAUUUUCGUUUCGGCGUCAGCCGGAAACGGAGGUCCCUCUGCAACAACAGUAUCUAACAUAGCUCCGUGGAUCACCACCGUCGGUGCGAGCACGAUUGACCGAAAGUUCCCAGCCGAUCUUUUACUCGGAGAUGGUCGGGUCAUCACCGGAGCUUCACUAUACACUGGUAAACCUUUGCCCAAAAAGACAUAUUUGCCCAUCAUUCUCGCUAGUAAUGCCUCGGCGACCAGAGGUUUCACCGAAAACACCUGCGCACCGGAAUCAUUGAACAAGGAGAAAGUACGUGGCAAGAUCGUGGUUUGCGAUAGAGGCGGCGCUCCACGUGCCGUGAAAGGACAAGUUGUGAAGAAAGCUGGUGGGGCCGGAGUGAUCGUCGCUAAUGUUUAUCCUGAGGGUGAGGGUUUGAUCGCCGACGCACAUUUGAUCCCUGGACUCGCCAUCACCGAAUCAGCCAGUGAUACUCUUCGUCACUACAUGACCUCUUCGAAGAACCCCAACGCCACCAUGGUUUUCCGUGGUACCCAAGUCCGGGUAAAGCCGGCACCUGUCGUUGCCUCGUUCUCGUCAAGGGGACCCAAUACAGAAUCGGUAAACGUCAUCAAACCGGAUGUGAUUGCGCCAGGUGUCAACAUCUUAGCAGCAUGGCCUGAUGACGUGGCACCCACGGAGAUAGAUUCUGACACGCGGCGCACAGAAUUUAACAUAGCCUCGGGCACGUCGAUGUCGUGCCCACACGUGUCAGGCAUCGCCGCCUUACUCAAAGGGGCCCACCCUGACUGGUCACCGGCUAUGAUCAAGUCCGCCCUCAUGACCACCGCUUACAUGAACGAUCGCGAUGGUAAACCGUUACUUGAUGAAAGAACGUAUAACAUAUCGAAUGUGUGGGCCACAGGUGCAGGACACGUGAAUCCGGAAAUGGCCGUUGAUCCUGGUUUGGUUUAUGAUAUGACGGUAGAUGAUUAUGUGAACUUUAUGUGUGGGUCCGACUACAGUAAUGAUCAAAUAAGGCAAAUCACAAGGAGAUCAGUGAGCUGUAAGGUGAAGAAAUCUAAGCCGUGGGAUCUGAACUACCCUGCAAUAUCCGUAGCUCCUGAUGCAUCACGACCGUCUAAUUUGAAGUUUACAAUUAGAAGAACUGUGACGCAUGUUAGUGAUGGUGCAUCGAGCUACACAGCAACAGUUGUAAAUCCAAAAGGUGCAAUCGCGACCGUUAAUCCUCUGAAGUUAGAGUUCAAACGAAAGGGUGAAAAACAGAGUUACGAGGUUAGGAUAACAGCAGAGAAACAGCCACCAGGUGAGAUUUUCACCGAGUCAGGGAAGUUGACUUGGACAGAUGGCAAACACAAAGUCACUUCACCUGUAGUGGUGACGUGGCAAGAAUAGACACUUUGAUUAAAUUUUGAAUAGUAUAUGGGCAAUGUGUAUACAAAGUACUCUCUGUCAUAAAAGUUAAGACCAUAUAUUAAUAUAAUAGAGAGCUCAACUUAUUAAGAAACCUAA
Molecule: messenger RNA, 2501 nt
Organism: Cornus florida
Lineage: Eukaryota; Viridiplantae; Streptophyta; Magnoliopsida; Cornales; Cornaceae
Product: subtilisin-like protease SBT1.5
Exons: 1
Coding region: 54-2384 (776 amino acids)
Biological process (GO): proteolysis
Molecular function (GO): serine-type endopeptidase activity
Source: RefSeq, a predicted model, not a curated record